GUGCUUACAACACCUAUUUAAAAUCAGCAUCUUGCAUCUCAGAACAUAUGGUGACUAGUUUUUAGUACAGCCCCUGGUCUACUUACUCAUGACCAAGGAGUUGCGUUUUACAUUAACUUCCUGUAAAGAAAAAAAGACGUGCUGGUUGAAUAUCUUCACUUGUUUCCGACCACAGAGGGAAAACCGUCUUAUAAAGUGAUCGUCUACCAGUCCACCAACGGGAUUUUGGUUUGUCAAAAAUGGGAAAGUUGAAACAUUAUAUUUUGACAUUUUUACUGGUCGUAAUUGCUGCCACUGAACUUCUGGGCUCCAACAUCUGCACCUCCCGAGGUGUCAGCACAUGCAAGCAGUGUCUGGCUGUGCACCCCAGCUGUGCGUGGUGCUUCCAGGAGGAUUUUGGGCAGGGGGUGGCCAGCUCGUCGCGCUGUGACCUCAAAAAGAACCUUCAGAUGGCGGGAUGUGCGAAUAAGGCUAUCGAGUUCCCAGCUAGCAGCCUGAGCAUCGAAGAGAACCGGCCUCUUAGUGACAAAGCGACCGGAGAGGCCAGUGGUGUUACACAGAUCCAACCCCAGCAGCUACACAUCACUCUCAGACCAGAUGACUCCAAGCGUUUCACGGUAAAAGUGCGGCAGGUGGAGGACUACCCUGUGGAUCUGUACUACCUGAUGGACCUCUCCUACUCCAUGAAGGAUGACUUAGUCCGUCUGCGUCUCCUGGGCAACGACCUGGCCAGGGCGAUGGGCCAGACCACCAGCAACCUGCGUAUGGGCUUUGGGGCCUUUGUGGAUAAGCCUCUCUCCCCAUACAUGUUCACCUCUCCAGCAAAGGCUGUGGCAAACCCCUGCUACGGGAUCCAGACUGUCUGUCUGCCUCAGUUCGGGUUCAAGCACGUGCUGUCUCUGACGGAGGAGGUGAGCCGCUUCACGGAGGAGGUGAAGAAGCAGAGUGUGUCACGGAACAGGGACUCUCCCGAGGGGGGCUUUGAUGCCAUCAUCCAGGCUGUUGUCUGCAAGGAAAAGAUUGGCUGGCGGCAAGAUGCAUCCCACCUACUGGUGUUCACCACCGAUGCUAAGACACACAUAGCCCUGGAUGGUCGCCUAGCAGGCCUUGUGCAGCCCAAUGAUGGGGAGUGCCACUUGGACAGCAACAACAACUAUGACAAGUCAACUACACUGGAUUACCCCUCUUUGGCCCUGCUGACAGAGAAAAUGUCAGAGAACAACAUCAACGUGAUCCUUGCUGUCACUGAACCUGUCGUGCCUCUCUACCAGAAUUAUAGUGCGCUGAUACCAGGGGCUGUGGUGGGGACGCUGUCGGAUGACUCCGGAAACGUGAUCCAGCUCAUAAAGGAUGCCUACGCAAAAAUCCGCUCCAGGGUGGAGCUGGAGGUGCAGGGGGUGCCGGAGGAGCUGUCCCUGACCUUCAACGCCACCUGCCUGAACGGUGAAUUCAUCCCUGGAGUGAAGUCCUGUUCCGGCCUGAAGAUCGGAGACACCGUGUCCUUCAGUGUGGAGGCGCAGUUGCGCGGCUGCCCCAAGGAGAAGAGCAAGACCUUCUCCCUGAAGCCGGUGGGCUUCAAGGACGCGCUGCAGAUCACGGUGGACUUCAAGUGCAACUGUGAGUGCCAGGCCCAGGCCCAGGCCAACAGCUCCGUCUGCAACCAGGGCAACGGCACCUACGAGUGCGGCAUCUGCCAGUGCCACGCGGGGCGGCUGGGGCCGCGCUGCGAGUGCUCCGAGGGCGACUACAGCAUCGCUCAGGAGGACAACUGCAGCCCCGCCCCGUCCGACCCCAGCACCCCCAUCUGCAGCGGCCGGGGCGACUGCGUCUGCGGCCAGUGCUCCUGCCACCCCGCCUCCUUCGGCAAGGUGUGGGGCAAGUUCUGCGAGUGCGACAACUUCAACUGCCUACGCUUCAAGGGCGAGCUCUGCUCAGGUCAGGGAACGUGCAACUGUGGAUUCUGCCAGUGUGACGCAGACUGGAAGGGGGAGAACUGUAACUGCUCCACGCGCACUGACACCUGCAUGUCCAGUCUGGGUCUGUGUAGCGGGCGGGGCCAGUGCAUCUGUGGCAGCUGUGAGUGCACCCAGCCGGGAGCCUACGGCACCACCUGCGACAAGUGCCCCACCUGCCCUGACACCUGCAAAAUGAAGAUGGAAUGUGUGGAGUGUAGGCACUUCAAGCGAGGGAAACUCUUUGAGGACAAGAAAUGCAUGCAAAUCUGCAGGGAUGACAUUCAGCUGGUGGAUGAACUGAGCUUUCAUGACAAGAACGCGGCGAACUGCAGCUACAAGGACGAGGACAGCUGCAUGCAGCGUUUCCAGUACUACGCGGACGCCACCGGAAGGUCUGUCCUCUUUCUUGUCAAGGAACCAGAAUGCCCAGAAGGGGCUGACGUCCUGGUUGUGUCGCUCUCUGUGGUUGGAGCCAUCCUCCUCCUCGGCCUGGCUACCCUGCUCGUCUGGAAGCUGCUGGUCACCAUCCAUGACCGCAAAGAUUUCGCGAGGUUCGAGGAGGAGCGAGCGCGAGCUAAGUGGGACACGGGUAACAAUCCACUGUACAGAGGAGCCACCUCUACCUUCACUAAUGUGACAUAUCGUGGAAAUACAGAGUGACACCUGCCUCAGCCAAUAAAAAGCAGUGAAACUCAGGGGUCUAUAAAUAUGUUGUUAGGGUGGGGCUGCAGAAGGGGUGGGUAGUGCAGAACUUGAACUGUGUUCAAAUUUCCAUGGUACCUGGGAUAUUGGUGUUUUUAUAUGCUGAUAACUCUCGUUGGGGAAAAGAUUUUAUGUGAUUGUAAAUAUGUAUAAAGUGUGCAAUGAUCUGUUCAUAGACUAAGUUCUGCUCUGGAACACACAAUAUUAUCACCCCUUUCUCCAACUGCACUCGCACACCAUCACCCACUUUGCUCAAAAACCCAGAACAGAAGUCUUUGAGGCGAGCCUGGACAUAAUCCCUGUAGAGCCCAAUUUACCUAAUGCAAUAAAACUGCUGUAUGUCUCCUUAAAGCAGAACAAUGUAACAUAAGCAACCAUUCUCCACUUUAGUACCGAAGCAUAGCUGCUUUUAUUUGCUGUUGUAAACGAGAACAUCAUGGUAAUAACCACAAACAGCUGGAGCAAAAAAUAACCACUUGCUUGCACAAUGAAACAUGCACAAUUGUUUAGUGAUCCAACUUUAUUGUAAAAGUAAUGUUAUAUUAGCAAUACUUUUAUGUUCUGUGAGCGUGCCUACCUUCAGUAAAAAUCAAUCAAUCAA
Molecule: messenger RNA, 3258 nt
Organism: Megalops cyprinoides (Indo-Pacific tarpon)
Lineage: Eukaryota; Metazoa; Chordata; Actinopteri; Elopiformes; Megalopidae
Product: integrin beta-3-like
Exons: 15
Coding region: 240-2615 (791 amino acids)
Biological process (GO): cell migration; integrin-mediated signaling pathway; cell adhesion mediated by integrin
Cellular component (GO): cell surface; integrin complex; focal adhesion
Molecular function (GO): integrin binding; fibronectin binding; fibrinogen binding
Source: RefSeq, a predicted model, not a curated record